Molecule: messenger RNA, 1265 nt
Organism: Juglans microcarpa x Juglans regia
Lineage: Eukaryota; Viridiplantae; Streptophyta; Magnoliopsida; Fagales; Juglandaceae
Product: peroxidase 29
Exons: 3
Coding region: 66-1043 (325 amino acids)
Biological process (GO): response to oxidative stress; hydrogen peroxide catabolic process
Molecular function (GO): peroxidase activity; heme binding
Source: RefSeq, a predicted model, not a curated record
CCUCUGCUUAUAAAUAGCGAAAAUCUGAAUUUGAGUUCCUAAAUAAUUUGGUGCGAUUAAAUAACAUGGAUCUGAAAACCAUGGUUUUAGUGAUCCUUAUGAUUGUAUUCGGGAUUGGGGUUGAAGGGGGUGGUGGUCUCAGGUACAACUUUUAUGAGAAUUCAUGCCCACAACUUGAAAACAUUGUUAGAGCUGGCCUACUACCAAUCUCUCUCACUGAUCCCACCUUACCUGCUUCUUUGUUGAGGCUAAUGUUCCAUGACUGCCAAGUUCAGGGCUGCGACGCUUCCAUUCUUGUUGAUCCUGUUGAGGAUCGAAACGUGACAUCAGAGAUGGCUUCAGAGAAAAACUUUGGCAUUCGAAGGAGGGAGAUAAUCAGCAUGCUGAAAACCAUGGUUGAAGCAGCCUGCCCCAAACAAGUUUCUUGUGCUGAUAUACUUGUACUGGCUGCCCGUGAGGCAGUUGCUAUAUCUGGAGGGCCACAAAUAAAGAUUCCCUUGGGACGUAGGGAUUCCUCUGUUCCUCCAAGCUAUGAACUUGCCGAUGCUUUGAUCCCUCCUGCAACUGCUGGAGUUGACAACAUGCUUCAUAUUUUUACCAGUAAAGGGAUGACCACUAAAGAAUCAGUUGCCAUUAUGGGCGCACAUACUCUAGGAGUUACACAUUGUUUAAACAUUCUGGAACGUCUGUACGACCAUGAAGGUGACAAGGAUCAAGGAAUGGAACCCAGAUUUGAAGCAUUCUUGAAGUUAUAUUGUCCUAAAGGAUCUUUAACCUCGAACUCGAGUUUUGUUCUUAAUGAUCCAACCACAUUAAUGUUCGAUAACCAAUAUUACAUGAAUGCAAUGGAAGGCCGUGGCUUACUGAGAAUUGAUGCUGAAAUGGUAAUGAAUACUCAAACGGCUCGAAUCAUGGAACGUUUUGCCACUGAUCAGGAUGCUUUCUUCCGUGCAUUUUCUACUGCCUUUGUGAAGCUUUCCACUUCAGGUGUUCUAAUUGAGGAUCAAGGAGUUAUUAGAGAGAGUUGUAACGUAAUAGAUUGAGAGGUGUUAAUUUGAGCUGCUAGCUAGAGAUCAUGGCAGUAGUUUAUAAGAAAUUUCUAUCAUCUUAUCCCAUUAUCAGCCUUUUUCACUACUUUCAACAAGCUGACCAAUUUUAGGUCAUGACCACAACAUUAAUAUUCUUUGGCUGUCUCCUAACCAAGUGUCUCAAAUCUCAAGAUUACUUGGACCCUGUGAUCUGUCUCUUAAAAUGUCUACCGUUGC